GUUUGGUUUUCCCACAGAAGGACAUUGGUGGUUUGCUGGCCUACAGCCUGAAGAUCUGCAUGUCCCUCAUGCAGAACAAGAAGUUUCGUAACGAUGUUCUCAGAGUUCUCGUCAAGCUGUACAUGAACCUGGAGAAGCCUGACUUCAUUAACGUUUGCCAGUGUCUGAUUUUCCUCAACGACCCUCAAGCUGUGAGCGAUAUAUUGGAGAAGCUUGUGAAAGAUGAUAACCUCCUGAUGGCCUAUCAGAUCUGCUUUGACCUGUAUGAAAGUGCCAGCCAGCAGUUCCUGUCCUCUGUCAUUCAGAACCUGCGGACCGUAGGCACACCCAUCCCCGCGGUGCCCGGAUCCACCAACACCGGUACUGUGCCCACCCAAGAGAAAGACAG
This is a messenger RNA of Sinocyclocheilus rhinocerous, 388 nucleotides long. RefSeq names its product 26S proteasome non-ATPase regulatory subunit 1-like. The annotation marks the transcript as partial. Gene Ontology annotation, biological process: proteasome-mediated ubiquitin-dependent protein catabolic process. The transcript has 2 exons. The record is from RefSeq and is a predicted model, not a curated record. Gene Ontology annotation, cellular component: nucleus; proteasome regulatory particle, base subcomplex; proteasome storage granule. Lineage: Eukaryota; Metazoa; Chordata; Actinopteri; Cypriniformes; Cyprinidae.